AUGAACACGAUGAUGGCCCCCAACUUGAGCCGCGCGGACGCGCACGCGAUCGCGAGGCGCAACGAGGCGCCCAAGCAGCAGCUGCCUCUCCGACGAGGCCACUUCGGCCGCGUGCGCAUGACCCGGGACGACAUGCACAAGUACGUGGCCACAGCCAAGAGUCUGCUGGAUGACGCGUUGAACAAGGCAGGGGAGGACCGACAGGCGGGCAACGCCAGCCUCCGCACGUGGAAGCAGCUCGGCUCGCACGCCGGAUUCAAGCGCUGUACCAAGUUCGGGGACAACGGCAGGGACCUGCACUACCGUCUGCAGGGCACGGUGCGCGCGUCGCUCAACGACCUCAUGGGCAUCAUGUAUGCCGACUCGACGGCGCAGGUGGUCGAGCGCCGCGAGAUGCUGUACCACGACAGCCUGGACGCGCAGACGCUGUGCGUGCUCAAGGAGCGCAGCGCCGAGAACAUGCAGGAGCACAUUUCCAUCCGCUGGGAGGCCAUCAACCUGAGCAACAACAGCCCCAUCUACCAGCGGGACAUGUGCUUCCUCGAGUACACGGGCGUGACCUCGGACGCGGACGGGAUCCCCGUCGGUUUCAUGAUCAAGCACUCGGUGGACCGCAAGGAGUGCGUCUCGCUCAAGGAGUCCCACGGUCUGGCGCGUCUUGACUUAACGGAAGUUGUCCUCCUGAGGCCGACGCAGGAGGCCAGCCACACGGAGCUCAUCAUGGACGGAGUGGUACGACACCCCGAAAACCUGCCCGGGUGGCUCGUGAGCUCCUUCCUGGGUAACGUGGCGACGAUGCUGAGCAAGCUGCCGAUCAUUGUGCAGGAGCGGUUGCUGGCCAGGCUGCCCAUGAUCAGCGACUGGCAGUUCGUGCCGCACUCGUCGCGCAAGAACUGCCAGGUGUGUAUGAGCAAGUUCAGCAUGCUGUCCAAGAAGAUCAACUGCCGCAGCUGCGGCGAGGUGGCGUGCAAGUCCUGCAUCGUGACGCGGACCGUGGGCGAGACGACCAAGUUCUGCACCAAGUGCAUCCUCAUGGUGUCGAGCCAGAGCGAAGCCAUCCCGAUGUCCGAGUACGGCUCGGCCUCCUUCAUUACAUCCUCGUCCUCCGAUCGCAGUCGCAGUCGCCGCGACUCGGAGACCUCGGUAUCAACGACGUCCUCGAUGCACGGCAAGGGCGGAGCUCUGGUGGUUCCUAGGAUGCGCGUCGAUAUGAAGCUUCUAGAGGACGCCAAGGCCAGCCGCAACAACUGCAGCGUCUCGAGCACCGCCAGCGAGACGAGCUUCAGCAGCUCCAACUCCAUCAGCAUGGACCGCCGCAGCAGCGACGCACCCCGUUAUGGCUCACUGGAUGAGGAGAUUGUCACUGUGGACACCACGGAGAUGACGCGCUCCAACCGGAGUAUGCCGCCGACGCUGGUCAGCGCGAAUGGCCAGCCGGUGCCUACUGUCGAGGCUGUGGAGGACUCGAUCGCGCACCAGCGGUUCCUCCUGCAGGAGAUGCUGUCCCAGGCGAAGACCUACCAGCAGCAGUCACGGGCCUAA
This is a messenger RNA of Phytophthora sojae, 1542 nucleotides long. RefSeq lists its product as hypothetical. The record is from RefSeq and is a predicted model, not a curated record. Lineage: Eukaryota; Oomycota; Peronosporomycetes; Peronosporales; Peronosporaceae. Bases 1 to 1542 code for a protein of 513 amino acids. Gene Ontology annotation, molecular function: metal ion binding. The transcript has a single exon.